Messenger RNA from Teleopsis dalmanni, 1092 nucleotides. RefSeq lists its product as uncharacterized. The coding region runs from base 355 to 1080 and encodes 241 amino acids. The record is from RefSeq and is a predicted model, not a curated record. Lineage: Eukaryota; Metazoa; Arthropoda; Insecta; Diptera; Diopsidae. The transcript is spliced from 3 exons.
AAACAAUUUUGUGUUUAUCUAUUCAAAAUUCCCGGUCACUUCAAAACAUGUUUCGAACUUUCUUUAACAAAAUUUUUUAGUAUUUCGGGUAUCAAGAAGUAUAUAAGGAAAUAAGAUAUUUGCUAACGUGCCAUUGACAAGGUGUAAAAGAAUAUAUAGAGUCCGAAGAUAACAUUCGGAAUGCAACCAUCACGUUUUCCUAUAUACAAUAAAUCGUAAUUCACGCUUAACAAUAAUUUCUCUUUGGAACAUAAACUUUUAAUUGGGAUCCAAAAACACGAGUUUUGUAACAAGAAUUGUUGGCCUGACGUAUACUAGAUAUUUAAUACAUAAUCAUUUAAUAAACAAGUGAAAAUGAUUAAAAGUUCGAUAUCUGGCAAUGCCACUAAACCUGAAAGUAUAACAUUAAAAUAUAAAGGUGAUGGAACGUCUGUGUCUCCUAAGGAUAGACAAUAUGGAGGAGAUACAAUAUUUCAAAAUAAUGAUUGCCCCUUAACAAGUGAACAAUUCUUAAGAGCAAGACAGAAAUUUGUUCUUCUUGAAAAUGCAAAUAGUACAAACGAUAGGAAUGCCUCAGCAGGAAAAGAUGUUAAUAAAAACAAAAACAGUUCCAAACCAGUUGAAGCAAAUAGAAAUCUUUCGAAGGAGUUUGCAGAGACAAGUUACUCAACCAUUAACACUGAACAUGAAAUCAACUCUCCAUUUCAGCCUCUACUCUAUGAGGGAUCAGCCUCCACAGUCUCACCUGUAGAAUUGAAUCCAAAUGUACACCUUAUCUUCAAAGUGAAUUUGAUUUUACUACCUAAUGAAAAGCCAUGCUUGAGUAAAGAAUGUAGUGGUACAACUGACCUUCAAAAAGAAUUUGAUUUUAAAACGAUACGAAAUAAAUUUAAAAAUUGGGCGGAGCCCAAAAACGAUAACGUAAAGAGGUUAAUAGCUAAACUCGAAAGAAAAACUAAGACUAGUGAACACGAUGGAAGAGAUCAAGUGAAAAAGAAGAAGGAAUAUGGCAAGAUGAUUUAUGAGGAAAAUAACACAAAAAAUGAUGAAGGCAAUAACCAUCGGACCAACCCGAAAUAGUAUCAAACUUGU